This is a messenger RNA of Pseudozyma flocculosa PF-1, 3231 nucleotides long. RefSeq lists its product as uncharacterized. Gene Ontology annotation, biological process: proteasome-mediated ubiquitin-dependent protein catabolic process; ubiquitin recycling. The record is from RefSeq and is a predicted model, not a curated record. The transcript has 3 exons. Gene Ontology annotation, molecular function: ubiquitin binding. NCBI's taxonomy places the organism in Eukaryota, Fungi, Basidiomycota, Ustilaginomycetes, Ustilaginales, Ustilaginaceae. Gene Ontology annotation, cellular component: cytoplasm; nucleus. Bases 1 to 3231 code for a protein of 1076 amino acids.
AUGAGCGCAGGCUCGCCACCGCCCAGGGCCAUCAGCCCGCCCACACCAGCUCCAUCGCCCCAGCCAGAGCUCCACGCCCACCUCCGCCUCGCCUCCGCACUCUCCCAGCACCAUGUCGGUCCCGGCGCCAGCAACGGCCAACCACAAUCCUCGAGGGCAGCCUCGCAGCUCUCCUUUGACCCAAACGACCCGCAGCCUCUCCUCAAGCACCUCUCCAUCGUCCUGCCCCAGCUCUCCUCGUCCGCCCGCCACCGCUUCCUCACCGGCCUCGUCGACCUCUUUGACCUCCGCGAGCUCGCCCACCUCUCGUCCGAGCUCGGCCCGCGCCUCAAGGUCGACUUCCUCAGCUCCCUCCCCAUCGAGGUCAGCCUGCACAUCCUCAGCUUCAUCGACGACCCAAAGACGCUCGCACGCGCGAGCCGCGUCAGCCGCUUCUGGCGCAGCCUCGUAAACGACGAGCACACCUGGAAGGCCAUGUGCCUCAAGCAUCGCUACCGCCGGCGCGCCAGCAGCUCCGCCGGCAUCAGCAUCCUCGAUGACCGACUCCAGCCCCACCACCCGCACGGCACCGCCGCGACCACGCCUCGAUUCGCCCCGCCCUCGUCCCGCCUCAUGCCCCUGUCCGAAGCCACCGCCGACGGCGAGGCCGAGGCCGAGGCCGACUACGACGACGACGACGACGACGACGACAGCACCGUCCUCGCCUCGCUCUACCAGCGCUACCGCGCCAGGGGACUCGACCCUUCGAAUGCGCUCCACGAGCUCCGCACCCUCCACGACCUCUUCCUCAGCAAGCAGGACGACGGCGGCGGCAACCUCGCCGACCAGAUGAGCGAUGCCGACAAGGCCUUCUACGCCCAGCUCGAGGAGAUUGUCGCCGAAGAAAGCCGAGAGCGGUACGGCGACGGUAGGGCGACGGCGGCCCGCAGCGAUGCUGCCGAAACGCAGGGCAUGGACGAGGACGACGAGCAACUGCCGCAGCCAUCCGCCUCCACGCAGGCCAUCACCAGCAGCAGCAGGCGCGGCAGCAGCAACGUCUUCGGUUCGGCAAAUGCCGCCGGACAACCCGACGACCACCCGAGUGCAUCGUCGUCGUCGUCGUCGUCGUCGUCGAACCUCGGCUGGCUUGGUGCUGGGCCUUCAGCUGCCGGCGCCGCCUCGAGCACCAGUGCUGGCGCCGCCGCCAAUGCCGCACGCAUCUCGGCACCGGCCCACGCCAUCAGCAGCGCCUACCGCACGCCCUCGGGCCGCCUCGACCGCCUCCGUAACUGGCAAGAUCCGCGCGCCAGUGGCUCGGCGGGCCCCGCCGCAUCCGGCUCGCAGACCUCGACGUCGGGCGCCACGGGCCUCGGCCUCGGCCUGUCCUCUGCCGUCGAAGUGGGCCAGGCCUCUUCCGCCGUAUCCGCCGACGACACCGAGAUGGCGGCCGUCGACGCCGGCUCCUCUGCCGCACCGCCCAUCCAGACGCCGUCGCUGGACCCGCUGCCACGUUCGCCCAACCCGCUCACCGCCGCCCUUCGCCAGGGGCUGCCCCAGAUUCCGGCCUACGACUCGCCGACGAACCGCUUCUCUACCUCCCAGUCUUCCGCCGAGGCGAGUGGCAGUGGCAGCGGCAGUGGCAGUCGCUCGUCGCGUCACGAUCUGCUCGUGCCAGGUAGGACGGCCGCCAUGGCCACGCCGACGGCGCCCAGGCUGGACGGCUCAUGGCCCCAGGCUGCUGGCGGCGGCAGCGCGAUCGAGGACGGCCAGGGCGGCGCCAAUCCGGUCGCGUCGACAUCAGGCCAGCACGAUCCCAGCUCGAGCAAAAAGGCGCGCCGCCGCUCGGCACCGGCCGUCGAUGCCCACGGGCAGCCGCUCGGCCUUGGACGGCCCUAUGAGGCCUCCGCCGACUCGCUGCGGUCUGCCACGCUGGGACAUGCCGGCGAGUACGAUGGCGCGCAGCAGCAGCAGCAGCAGCAGCAGCAGCGGCCGUUCUCGUACCGCACCCACUUCAAGCUGGCCUAUCUGACGGAGUCCAACUGGAUGCGAGGCGGGCGCUUUCAGACCAAGCACGAGUCGUCGGACGCGGGCGCCGUCGUGACGAGCCUGGCCAUCGACAGCGAGUGGAUCGUGGUGGGCAUGGCCAACUCCAAGAUCCACGUCUUCGACGCCGAGACCGGCCUCUACUCGCAGACGCUGCUGGGCCACGAGAGCGGCGUCUGGUGCCUCACGCUCGUCAGCCGCACGGGCAAGAAGCGGCGGGCGGCGUCGGGCAAGCCGACGAUGGUCGUGCCGUCGUACGUGGCCGACGAGAUUGAGCGCAACCGGAGCGGUGCGGGCCAAGCCGGGCGCGGUGCGAUGCCGUCGAUGGCCGAGCUCGGGGGCAACGCCGUCGGGCUGGGCAACCCGUGCGGCAGCGUCGGGGGCUACGGCAACGAGGACGCCAUCGUGGUGAGCGGCGGCUGCGAUCGCGACGUGCGGGUGUGGGACCUGGGCACGGGCGAGUGCCGGUACGUGCUGUCCGGGCACACGUCGACGACGCGGUGCCUCAAGGUGCUCGAGGGGCGACCGAUUGCCGUGUCGGGCAGCCGCGACUCUACGCUGCGGGUGUGGGACAUUGCGCGGGGCGAGCACGUGCACCUGCUGGCGGGCCACCAGCACAGCGUGAGGUGCAUGGAGGUGGCGGGCAACCGGGUGGCGUCGGGCAGCUACGACUGCAACUGCCGGGUGUGGGACGUCGACACGGGCGAGUGCCUGCGGCUGCUGCGGGGCCACAUCCACCAGAUCUACGCCGUCGCUUUCGACGGGGAGCGGGUUGCGACGGGCUCGCUCGACUCGACGGUGCGGGUGUGGUCGGUGUCUUCGGGCGAGUGCGUUGCGCUGUUCCAGGGCCACACGUCGCUCGUGGGGCAGCUGCAGCUGACGGACAAGAUGCUCGUCACGGGCGGCUCCGACGGGCGCGUCAUCGUCUUUUCGCUCGAGACGUUUGAGUGCGUGCACCGGCUGUGCGCGCACGACAACUCGGUCACCUGCCUGCAGUUUGACGAGCGCUACAUUAUCACGGGCGGCAACGACGGGCGGGUCAAGCUGUGGGACUUCGCCACGGGCCGCUACAUCCGCGACGUGUGCGAGCCGUGCGAGCAGGUGUGGAAGGUGAGCUACUACAACGACCAGGUCGUGGUGCUCUGCAAGCGCGGCGAGCGCACCUGCAUGGACGUCAUCUCGUUUCGCCCCACGGUCGAUGAGUUUUAG